This is a messenger RNA of Fusarium poae, 3420 nucleotides long. RefSeq names its product suppressor of tub2 mutation (gene STU1). Lineage: Eukaryota; Fungi; Ascomycota; Sordariomycetes; Hypocreales; Nectriaceae. The coding region runs from base 1 to 3420 and encodes 1139 amino acids. Gene Ontology annotation, cellular component: cytoplasmic microtubule; mitotic spindle; spindle microtubule. The transcript has 3 exons. Gene Ontology annotation, biological process: mitotic spindle assembly; astral microtubule depolymerization. Gene Ontology annotation, molecular function: microtubule binding. The record is from RefSeq and is a predicted model, not a curated record.
AUGGCCGACACAAAACUUACCGACCAGCAGGUCGCUGACCUCAAUACCAUACUGCGCAGCGAUUCUCCUCUCGAUGCAAAGGUUCAAUAUGUCACAAUUAUCAAGUCCGGUAUCAAGCAACACAAUGUUCCUGAGGCGAGCGUCGCUCAGCUAUUCGAGGGCUUGCGCGCCGCUACCACCUCACAGCAUGCAGCUCUAGUAAAUGCCGGGUUUACUGCGCUGAAUCACCUCCUCACACGCCUUUCCCGCCAAGAUCCCAAGCUGUUGUCUAAAGAAGCAGCUCGAACUCUACCACUUGUGGUUGACAAGCUUGGCGACCAAAAGGACAAGUUUCGCUCCCUCGCAUCGCAUUCUCUCGUCACUUUGUUCUCUGUUGCGCCAACCGAUGUUGAACGAUCUGUACGAAACACAGCUAUGAUAGGAAAGAAUCCCCGAGCGAAGGAAACUUCAAUGCAUUGGCUAUUACAGAUGCACAAUGAGAACGGUCUCCCCUUUCGAACUUACGUUCCCGUGCUCAUGGAACUGCUCGAAGAUGCCGAUGGAAUGGUGCGAGAUGCCGCGAAGAAUACUGUCAUCGAGCUUUUCCGAUCGGCGCCAAAUGCUGCCAAGUCCGAUCUGAAGCGACAACUCAAGACCUUCAAAGUGCGACCUGCAAUUGAGCAGGCCAUUGUCAAAGAACUGAUACCAACAUCCAGUCGCCCGGAAACGCCUGCUGCUCCGGCCGAGCCCGCAUCGGAACCAGCACCCCGCAAAGCAUUCUCUGCCAGCACAUCUUCGGCUGCUGAGCGUCCCAUCACUCCAGGAGUCGAUACAAAGCCCGAGGCCCUAGAGCCCUUGUAUGUCAACACCAAUCGAGAACUCGACGACAUGAUUAAGGAAAUGGCAUGGUUCUUUGAAGGGAAGGAGACGGAACACAACUGGUUGAAGCGAGAGAAUUCCGUUCACAAACUUCGAAGGCUCAUUGCGGGCAAUGUUACUGAUUUUUCCGAUACCUUCCUUGUCGGAGUUAAGAGCAUGUUGGACGGCAUUAUCAAGGUAAUAACCUCCUUGAGGACCAGUCUCUGCAAAGAGGGUUGUGGUCUGAUUCAAGAGAUUGCCAACACGUUUGGUCCUGCAAUGGACCCUUUGGUAGAACAGCUUAUGCAAUGUUUUGUCAAGCUGUCAGCAGGAACGAAGAAGAUUAGCUCACAACUCGCUAAUGCGACAGUCAACACGAUUCUGAGUCGGGUAACAUAUACUCCUCGGUUGAUGCAGCACAUCUGGUUUGCUUGCCAAGACAAGAAUGCUGCGCCCAGGACUUAUGCUACGGAGUGGCUGAAGACCAUCCUGAAAAAGGAGGGCCACCAUAAGCACCAUAUUGAGCACACUGGCGGCGUCGACAUAAUCGAGAAAUGUCUAAAGAAGGGUCUGGCUGAUGCUAACCCUGCUGUGAGAGAAAAGACAAGAUCAACUUUCUGGGCCUUUUGGGGAAUAUGGCCUGCCAAAGCAGACACCAUCAUGGCCGAUCUGGAUGGCACUGCACAGAAACUCCUGAAUAAAGACCCUAGCAACCCCAAUUCCUCAAAGACGGCAGAGCCGACAGUAAGACCUGGCUUAGGGCUGUCCAAGAGCACUAUGGGCACUGGCAAGCCUAGCAGUAUUCGCGAGGCUAUGAUGGCUCAACGCAAAGCAAAUGCAGCAAAGAAUCUUCCAGCCCGGCCUGGUUCAGCCAUGGCUCAGCUAUCACCUGAAAAGAUCAAUACUAGUGUAUCGAGCGUAUCGAGCAAACCUUCAGGGACUCGAUCACGGCCAGAAACCGGCGGUAUGUCAGGGGCUCCAAUGCGACCGAGCAGGAAACGUCCCGAGAUGGCGGCGCGUCCUGCGACGGCUGGCCCAUAUUCCGUUCGCGACAUGGAUCCUGGAAGUCCCGAGAGUGUCAGGUCCAAGACGCCAAAGCCCCGAGAGACCACUCCUAAGAGGACCGGCCCUCGAACAAGACCUGGGCACGCUUCACAUGCUAGCGAAUCAAGUUUAGCAUCACCUUCUUCUGUAAGAACUGGUCAAAAGUCAGCGGCAUCUCCCCGAGCAAGCCCCACCAAGCUGAAGCAAUCGCAAUCUACUAUGUUGUCCGUGAGCAGUCCUUCAAGAGCUGAUGAGGACUUCACUAUGGUGAUUCCCAACAUGGCCAACUUAAGAGCUGCGCAAAGACCUGCACCGGCACCUCAAAGAGCAUCAUCAGUGCCACCAGAGGCCCCAGAGAUGUUGUCCACUCCAGUGACAGAGACUGCACCACAGAACAUUCCACAGGCUCCAGCUGAGCCAACAUUUGAGCCAGAGUCUAGACCCGAGCUAGAGGCAGUCCCCGCGCCAGUGGUUGAACCUGUGGCUGAGGCGGCAGACCAGACCAUGGAUGAGGUUGCCAAACCUGAAGAAUAUGCUCCCACCGUUCCAGAGCCUAUUGUUGAGCCAACACCUGAGCCAUCGGCACCUAUGCAGGUUGACCAGGCUCCAGCGGCCUCAGCUUCCACUCUUCAAGUCUACGAAGACCCCUUCACUGAUGAACAGACAACCCCAAAGCCGACCUUCAAUCUCCCUGUGCUGGAAGACAAGCCUGUCAAUGCCGAUGCGGCCAGUCUACCCAUUACUCAUGCUCAAUCUCCCGUGACACAAAAUGUGGAAGCUCCUGACAGAACCAAGCAGAGUAUACGACUUUUGGAAAGUGGCAUCACCAGAAUCAAGGCGAAAACUCUCGAUGUGCAUGGCUUCCGAAAGUUGCAGUCUCUCUUACGCGACAGCAAGGGCAUUUUUACCGAUGAUAAAUUUGAAGCUCUUUUGAUUGGUCUUUUCCAAUAUCUCGAGGAUUCCUUGAGCGGGACCAGUCCUGAGAAAGCCCAGGAUAUCAAGGCCCAGAUCCUUGCUACAAUAAGGCUACUAUUGAAAAAGGAACGUGACAAUUUUCAGCCUCAUGUUUCAAGAGGUCUUGAAUCGCUUCUUGAGACGCGCAGUGCAUACGACAUCCGCGCCCACAUUGUCAGCGGUGUUGAAGUGCUUGCUGACGAGCUUGUUACUAUUGGUGAUGGGUCCGAAAUUGUGGUUGUUCUUACAAAGCGUCUUCAAAAUGUUGAUAGUUCUACCACUGAGGGUAGCCGCAUUCUCAGCACCGGCAUGCAUGUAUUGCGAACCAUGCUGGAUAAGAGACCUAACUUUAUGCCUACUGGUACCGAGAUUGGCCAGUUGGCUGCUCUUGCUGGCCGAUGUCUCGCCUCUGCAGAUUCUGGUGUUCGCAUGGAUGCCGUUCAGCUUUGUGUCGCUCUUCACUCAAGGGUGGGCGAGCAGGCCUUCUGGGACGCUCUCAAGGAUGUUCAGGACGACCCCAAGAGCUUGAUCACGUAUUACAUUGUCAAGAGACAGCGUGAGCAAGCUCCUACAAUUGCUGCCUAG